GGCUGUUGACCAUGCUGCAGCUCUACGCCCCAGCGUGUGAAAUGAUGAAGGGGGUGUUGUUUGGGGCCAAUCUGCCCCAAAUAGAGAGUGUACUAGGCUGGAGGAGUCUAGAAGCCCCUCUGCCCAAUCUCAAGUUCAACCAGACUAGACCCAUAUUCGAAACGGGCAACCUGAAGAUGAUGGAGGUGUUAGCCGAAAAGCGGCUGAGCGCUCACUUAGCCACCACUUAUGGCCCCGAAUUGACCUGUCAAGUGACCACAGUUCAGUCAUUCCUCCGAAUUGCCAUUGCUGCUUCAUUCUCAUGCAUUCCCACUGACACCUCCAAAUUCCAUGCGCAUGAUUUUGUGGAUGCGGAUGCAGACGAGCAGAAGAAGACGAAGAAGAAAGUGAGGAGAGUGGGGGGCCGAACAGUCGAGCAGCUACUCGAUAACUUGAUUCGCUCAAUCGAAGCAGAUUCGGUGGACAAUGACAAAUUUAAAGAGGACGAUGCUAAUAGCGACGCUGAGGCCGAAGUGUCAGGAGUAACUCGAGUGUUGACCAGUGCCAACUCGCAGCCUACUUUCGGCCUAGUGGCCGGUCUGCUACUAGAUGCAGCCUACCAGGAUCUCAAUGCCAUAUGCACUACACUCAGUGCCACUCCAGUAUCGGACUUGUCCCCUUCUGAGCUGGACUUCUUCAUCCAGUCUCUGAUUGGACUGGGAAGGAUCUACGGAGUGAGACAGCAGAGGACAGAACAGGCACUGCACCUCAUGCGGGCACUCAACGCACUCCAGAAACACCCUCUCUUCAACCACAGUGACCACAAGUACAACACGGACAACUUCUGGGAUGUAGACUCUAGAGUGAGACUGGACAUGAAGCUGUGGAUGAAUAUCCGGCUGGAGUUGACCUCUGCUCUGUUGGAGGAAGUGAGGGAGAUGGGUGCUAUUGGAGGCGAAGUGUGGAUAGAUGAGCUGGGCGGGUGUCGGAUGCACUGUGCGGAGGGAGUGAUGGAGGCGGAGAAAUAUGAGGACAACAGUCUCACUGCUCAGUAUCUCUACUUGGCCACACUAUUAGAUCUGAAAGAAGGAAAACCCAUUCCCAACAUCAUGGAGAACCUAUUGGACUGCAUCAGUGCAUUUGGCCAACGUGUCUCCUCAGUGUUCGAAUAUCGCAUCUUCAUCUGUGCCAAAGUACUCCAUGGAGACUUGCAGGCACUCGACUGGUUCCAGAAGACAGAUGACUCACUGGAGAACGAGAGGAUGGCGCAGAAGAUCUACAACACCUAUGCGGAGGCCCUGCAGUUUGCGGUGGAGCUUGGCUUCAAGUACGGGGAGGUGAUGGUGAAGAGGAGAGAGGAUGAGUCAUACUCCACUAUACAGGCCCCUAUCAAGAACCUCUUCUCGACCACUUAUCUGCCACUGCUGGCUCAUAUCAAACUCAGACUAGGCCACUGUCUCUGCAGAAUGUCUGUCAACUACGACUCCGCAAGGGAAUCCGAGAAGAAGAUUUCGACUCUGACUCAUUCACUUCGUCUAUUCUCCACUGCCCUGUCCAUCUCGCGGGCUAUGAGUCAGCAACAACCCAGUCUAGAGGCGGAGAUCCUGUUCCAGAAGGGGAGGGCUCUGAGACAGCUGUUCGUGAUGGGCCAGGUGGAUCCGAGGAGUGUGGUCAUCCCUCUCAAAGAGGCCAUUCUAGUCUCUCAAGAAUUCAAUCACGACUUAGGACUGAUGCGCCAGGCUUAUCUGGAGAUGGCGAUGACCUUCAUGGGUGCGAUUGGAACCCCAGGAGUGCCCCUGCCGCCUGGAACAGAAGCGAAGACACCCGACAACCCCCUCUACAGAGAGACCACGGUGGAGAAGAGGGAGCGGGAGAGCAAGAAAGACCCCUCCCCGCCCUCCAAAAAGGCCACCAAGGAAAACUUGAUUCAGACACCCGAGCCGCUGCUGCGCGUUGAUUCAAAUGUCUCCACGAAAAGCGACGCGACACCCAGAUCGAAGAAGCAGCCGAAGAAGACGGCGGCCGAUUUGAAGAGAGAGAAGGAGGAGAGGGAGGCUCAGAGGGAGGUGGAGGUGGAGCGGAAGGCCGCCUGGGGAGCAGUGAAGGGGGCUGCACUAGUCGCACUGGCACAACAGAAUCUCUUCAUGCUUCCGGCCGAAGAGGAGGUGCUGAACAAUCCCCUGAAAGAUGACAAGAGAGGGAAAUUGCCCUCGUUCUGUCUGGACGAUCUGGCCAAGUCACACGGAUACAGAGACGUGGAUGUGAAACUUGCGGGCAAGUCACGUGGGGACAUGACGAGUAUGGAGCUGAUCUACGGGGAGCAGUUCCCGGACCCCCCUCCCACAGUGGAGAGCCACAUCAGCUGGGUGCACGUGUUGGGCUACUCUGCACUGCUUGAGAGACUGGGGGGCAUGCUGACAUUCGUGAGGCCAGGCACCAUCGAACCACAGGAGACUUCCAGCCACAUAUCGGAGGCGACCUUCGCCUACUACGAGCACCCAAUGAUAGAAGUGGGACUUCAGCAGACCUUCCUGCGAACUCCUGUCUUCGGAGUGAACAUGAACCUCCGAUACUCUGCCAUGCACGAGUACCUCAAGACUAAUCUGCCUACUUAUGCCAAUACAUGUGUGGCUCCUUGUCCCCCAGACUACUUGACGCCCCCGCCAAAAACUGAAAUAACUUUGAGCAUCUACAAUCACAACUAUGACGACCAAUUGCACCGAGUUAUUGCAAAUGAGGACAAGGCCGACUCGAGUUCCAAGAAUCCAGCGACGUCAACAGACAAAGCGGGUGUGUCCUCUUCGUCUGUGGCCACCACUGUCCAGCAGUCUCCUGCUCCAGCUAUGGUUCCAGAGAGACUGGCCACUCAGAGUUCCACUCUCUCUUCCUCCUCAUUGACUACUACUGCGGGGGGCGUGGCUGCGGCUGCUGCAGGGACUCAGACUGCAGCACAGAUGGAGAGAGAUAGACUCAUGGGAGAUAUCCCAUUCGGAGAUGGCGAGUUGUCUGUACAGUGGUACAUCUCGCCCCUGGAUGGUCCAAACCAGGAGUGCAUGCUACUGAUGUAUUCAAUGGGCAAGAAGAUUCUGGGAUCCAAACCCAAAGACAAGGAGGACCCAUUCGAACUAUGUGCUGGAGUGUUGCCCAUAAACAUCAACUCCCUGAUGAGUGUGCAUGACAUGUUGAUGACUCUCUUGCAGAGGGCAGAUGUGCAGCUGGCAGCUGUGGAGAAGAUCCCAUCCAGAAGACACAGACCAGUGGUGAAGAGCAGGAAGACCAAGAAAGUACAGGACUUGAAGAAGGACGAAAAGUUGGAGGAUCUGUUCAAAGACUGUCUGCAGAUGGUGCUGCAGUUGUUCACGCAGAUAGACGACGGGCUGACCAGGCCAGAACAGAUCCCGAGCCUCUCAACCAAGGUCACCCAAGUGCGCGUGAUCGAACAGACAUUCAACCUAAGUUGUGGUAGUCUCAUCAAGUCAAGCGAAUUUGGCCGCUGGAUCUCCAAACUUCUCAUCCCACCUCCUGCAAAUGCUGUCUCGCCCAGUUUCGGCGAGAACGCCAAUGAACAAAAUAUGACCAACAGGAGCAAGUGAUAAGUUAACCGAACACAGAGAAAGUUGAAUAGAGAAAAAACACUGGGAAUUUGUUUAUAAUCGGAGCAAAAUCUAUUGUUUAUAAUCGUUUGAAUCAAUUAUCUAUAGACUCGAUUCAUGUAAUUUAAAACUUGUACAUAAAAUUCAAAACUGAAAAAGUCACACUUGUCUAGGAAAAGAAAUUCAUGCGUUGAACAUAAUGGGCGCAGCUUGUAAAUAUUGUAGUAUAAAAAUUGUAAAUUUUAUUCAUCAAUUCAAAUU
Messenger RNA from Symsagittifera roscoffensis, 3833 nucleotides. RefSeq names its product cilia- and flagella-associated protein 54-like. The coding region runs from base 12 to 3572 and encodes 1186 amino acids. The transcript has 28 exons. NCBI's taxonomy places the organism in Eukaryota, Metazoa, Xenacoelomorpha, Acoela, Convolutidae. Gene Ontology annotation, biological process: cilium assembly. The record is from RefSeq and is a predicted model, not a curated record.